AUGUCAGAACCGUUAGAAGUACGUCCUGUGAGUUUCCCUGCCGAAAUUUUGGCCCGAAUCGCUCCAGAUUUGUCCAUUCAAAGACACUUGUGGUUGGGUCUCAGACCAUGUCUGCGAUCUUUUACAGAAUUUAGGGACGUCAGCAUUAGCGAGGGCGGUAUCUCUAGACCGCUUAGAUCUGUCACAGGCGCCACUGAAAACGAUAUUCUGGGUUCAAAUGUGCUGAAAUCUGGAAGUACAAUUGUGAUUACAUCUAUCACAGGCGGUAUGGUAGAGGAAACUCAACCAGCCACUGGAUUCGAUGAAGGAGAACAAGAGCUCAGACAGAUGUCCUUGGCAUCGGACCGAUUGGCGAAAUAUGGUGCCGUUUAUCCAGUUGUCGAAGUCGAACGUGGACGUUUAGGUGCUCCUACCGAUGAGGAGAUGAUUCUCUCCCAGAGAAUACAUGAUAACAUCAUUUCAUCGGGAAUUAUACCGAAGGAAUCGUUAAAAGUACCGGUGGGUGUACGCUCGCGUAAUGAAGACGGAACUUCCGAAAUUUUCUAUUCAGGCGACGAGACUGGAGGCGCAGACACCCGCAAUUUUAACUUGAAAAGACAGUGGUCAUUUGUCUUGUACGCUAAAAUUCAAGUCUUCAGUCGUGAUGGUCCUCUUUUCGAAAUGUGUUGGAAUUCGCUCAUGUACGCUCUACAGAGAACGCUGCUUCCUUGCGCCUUUGUCGAUGAACGUACAACGGACCUCAAAAUACCCGUUAGAGUAAGAGGCCGAAGUGCAACCAUUCGCGAGACGUACGACAUCCAAUGCGACCCUACAGAAUUCAAGCCUCUGAAACUGAAUCUGGGCAACAUCUCAUAUGGCUCAAAUUUUGGUGUAAUUGAUCUAGAUCCGGAGGCCCAGGUGCGUCAGACAGACAACGAAAUGGAAGUUGACAGCCCCACCUCCGUUUUAAUUGCAGAUUUACAGGGCGAAGCAGAAGAAACUUCCAUCAAGUCCACUCUCUCCAUUCUCACAGAUGGAAAUGGGAAACUCAAGCAUUUGAGUUUUGUAGGUGGAGGCGCGAAGAUUGAUACAGAUGCUAUCAGGAAAUCGCUUUCACUUUCUCGGGAAAGAGCUUUAGACUUGAAAUCUAGAAAAGAAGCUACAUGA
Lachancea mirantina is the source of this 1146-nucleotide messenger RNA. The record is from the annotation of a GenBank genome assembly. NCBI's taxonomy places the organism in Eukaryota, Fungi, Ascomycota, Saccharomycetes, Saccharomycetales, Saccharomycetaceae.